Molecule: messenger RNA, 1853 nt
Organism: Cylas formicarius (sweet potato weevil)
Lineage: Eukaryota; Metazoa; Arthropoda; Insecta; Coleoptera; Brentidae
Gene: DIP-epsilon
Product: lachesin
Exons: 9
Coding region: 13-1320 (435 amino acids)
Cellular component (GO): neuron projection
Source: RefSeq, a predicted model, not a curated record
AAAAAUUAAAUCAUGUUUUUGGAUUGUUCAUUUCGACAAAAGUUGCUCGUAUUUCUGAGUAUAGUGUUUGCUAGCAAUGCCGCCACUUCUUCGGGAGGAACUGCCAAUGCUGUCACAGAAGAACCGGAAUUCACAGACGUAAUUGAAAAUAUCACAGUAGCGGCAGGUCGAAAUGUCAAGUUUGCCUGUUCCGUAAAGAACCUAGGGACUUACAAGGUGGCCUGGAUGCAUUACGAACAAUCCGCGAUUCUUGCAGUUCACAACCACGUGAUCACACGGAACCCGCGGAUCAGCGUCACCCACGAUCACCAUCGUACUUGGUUCCUGCACAUCAGCAACGUACAAGAAGAAGAUAAAGGGCGUUACAUGUGCCAAAUAAACACCGUAACCGCUAAAACUCAAUACGGAUAUCUUCACGUAGUAGUCCCGCCGAACAUAGACGACUCGCAAAGUAGCAGUGAUGUCAUUGUUAGAGAAGGUGCGAAUGAAACGUUGACAUGUAAAGCCACAGGAUUUCCCACCCCGACGGUAAUGUGGAAACGCUACGACAAUUCUAUGAUUAGCAUCAAUAAAACCCUGCAAGUUGCAGAAUUUGAUGGCGAAAAAUUGGAACUGACCAAGAUUUCGCGGCUCGAUAUGGGGGCGUAUUUAUGUAUAGCAAAAAAUGGGGUUCCUCCGACUGUGAGCAAGCAGAUUAAAGUCAGCGUAGACUUUCCUCCGAUGUUGUGGAUACCACAUCAGCUUGUCGGAGCACCUCUGGCUUAUUCCGUAACUUUGGAAUGUUUCACAGAAGCGCAUCCAACGUCCCUUAAUUAUUGGACCAAGGAGGACGGACAAAUGAUCUACGAGUCGAAGAAGUACCACGCGGAAAAUAUCAUUGGUACACCAGAUUACAAAACACACAUGAGACUCACCAUUAAUAAUAUUCAACCGAACGACUACGGCACCUACAAAUGCGUUGCCAAAAAUCCAAGGGGUGAAACGGACGGUACCAUCAGAUUAUAUAUUUCGUCACCACCAACCACCUCACCUAGACCGACUACCACCGAAACACCCAGUAGAAUUAGGGAUUGGCCCGGACUCAACGACUUAAACAAUUCGGUUUAUGGCAACCCUUCUUCUUUGACUAUUCACCUAGCCGAUAAAGAUUCACGUUACCAAUCAAAUUUAAACGAAAUCGACAAGUCCGAGCAGAAAUCGGAGUCCGAGAACGACGUGAAAGGUGGCAUGUUUCGACCCAACCGCGGCGACACACUCAGCCGACGUUUCGGCGGUAUCAAAAUGGUUUUGUUGGUGACGAUGUUCACGUUAUUGCGGUGAAUGUACAGGGUAAGAUUAAACCGCGGCGGUUAGAUUAGAAAAUUUUAACGGUAAGUCGAGAAAGAGCGCUUAAUAAGUGUAAAAUUGUUUAUAUGUAUAAUCUAUUUUAAAUAUAAAGACUGAGAUUGAUUAGAUGAAAUUUACUAUAUGGAUAGCGUACUAUUGGGUUGUUCGGAAAGUCAUUUCGUUUUUUUUGGGGAACAUGAAAGACAGUUUUCGUAUAAUGAAUAAAUAUUUUAUUAAAUUAUAUAUUGGCCAUUCUGGUCCAACACCUUUUGCCAUCUUUCUGGCAGUAACAUAAUUCCCCUCUCAUAAAAGUUUUGGUCCUUGCUGACAAAAAACUGGUUCAGGUGGUUUUUGACAUCUUCAUUUGAGGUAAAGGUUUUGCCAUCUAAAAAAUUUUGCAGGGACCGGAACAAAUAGUAGUCGGAAGGCGCCAGAUCUGGAGAAUAUGGUGCAUGUUGCAGUACGUCCCAUUCAAGCUGUAAAAGUUUUUGGCGAGUGACCAAACUUGUGUGAGGUCUCGCAUUAUC